AUAUGUAUAUAGUACGUAUCCACACAUUGGAACAAAUCAUCGAUCAGAACAUUAACAUCAAAAACCAGACACUUGUAUAAAAUCUUUUGUCAUCUCCUGUCGAAACAUAAUGGCAAUCCCUUCACUACUCUCAGCAAUCUCAAGAAGGUUAGAAGGUAAGGUAGCUUUGAUCACGGGAGGAGCCAGUGGCCUUGGUAAGAAAACUGCCGAAGUCUUUGCCCACCAUGGAGCCAAAGUAGUCAUAGCCGAUGUCCAAGACGAGUUAGGCCAUUCAGUUCGCCAAUCAAUUGCAGCCAACACAGCCCAAAACAACAUCACUUACGUCCAUUGCGACGUAUCCGAUGAAUCUCAAGUCAAAGCAGCAGUUGAAAAAUCCAUUAAGUCCUACGGAAAAUUAGACAUAAUGUUCAACAACGCUGGCAUGUCUACUACUCUCCAGCCUAGGAUCAUCGAUAACAACAUCGAUGAUUUUGAGCGCGUGAUGCGCGUCAAUGUCACCGGUGUCUUUCUUGGCAUUAAGCACGCUGCUCAUGCCAUGAUCACCGCUAAAAGUGGCGGUAGCAUCAUAUCGACUGCUAGUGCUGCCUCGUGCAUAGGCGGCAUAGGCACGCACGCCUACACUACCUCCAAGCACGCGGUAGUUGGGCUGACAAAGAGCGCUGCUUCCGAAUUGGGACAGUUUGGAAUAAGGGUGAAUUGUGUGUCGCCAUUUGGGGUUGCGACACCCUUGGUUGUGGACACUAUUGGUGUUAGUGAAGAGGAGGUUGAGGGUAUGUUUAACUCGGUUGGGAACCUAAAUCAUGCAACGCUUAAGGCAGAGGAUAUUGCUAAUGCAGCCUUGUUUUUGGCGAGUGAGGAAGGACGGUACGUGAGUGGGCUUAACCUCGUUGUUGAUGGAGGUUUCACUGUUGUUAAUCGUUCUCUCCCAUUGUUUAAGUAUCCUGCUGAUAACUAAUUAGGCUUGACUAUUAGUACCUAAUUGUUAUGAUUAAGCAAAAUAAAACAGAGGAACUCAAUUUUAAUUUGUUGUUCUUUUUCCCACCUCUCUUUUUUUUUUUCUUCAAAUUAAUGCAUGUUUAUGUUGAAGUGUAUUUAUCAAAGGAUAAUCUUUUAUCAAUAAAGGUGUUAUAAUUUUUUUUUUUUUGAAAA
Molecule: messenger RNA, 1149 nt
Organism: Cannabis sativa
Lineage: Eukaryota; Viridiplantae; Streptophyta; Magnoliopsida; Rosales; Cannabaceae
Product: secoisolariciresinol dehydrogenase
Exons: 2
Coding region: 110-955 (281 amino acids)
Molecular function (GO): oxidoreductase activity
Source: RefSeq, a predicted model, not a curated record